Molecule: messenger RNA, 2555 nt
Organism: Paramecium sonneborni
Lineage: Eukaryota; Ciliophora; Oligohymenophorea; Peniculida; Parameciidae
Source: the annotation of a GenBank genome assembly
AUGUUUCGACCAAUUUUUAAACUAUUUAAGUACAUUUUAUAAAUUUCAUCCCAUUAAUAAUGUUUAGAUUUAAAUGAACAAUUUUAUAAGUGGACUCAACAAUCUAAAAAUGCUUAAGAGCUGAUGAUAAAAUUUUUAUCUUAAGUUUCAGUUCCAGAUUUGAAUUCUAUUAAUAUAAGAAAAGAAAUCAACAAUAAUUGGAUUAUAAGUUAUAAUGUAUUAUGUGAAUGUAUAAGGAAUUAUAUGAGUUCUUUUUCACCUAAAAUAUGGAACCAAAUAUUCUAGACAAUGUAAAGAGUUGAAAUGAUAAACUUUUCAUAAGAAGAGAUAAUGAAGUUCUUUAUUAAUUCAUCUGAUUAUGAUGAUCAAACUUUAAUAAAAAUUAUGGAUGGCUUAAAUUAACUUGCCUUGUAAAUAGUUGAAAAAGUUUAAAUAAAUAACAAUACAACUGAUAUUAAUUAAGUUUACAAGCAAUUUGCUAUAGAUAAAAUUGUCCUCAUUGUUUAAUCUAAUGUUUUUAGAUUAGAAAAAAUAUGGUAGACAGUAGAAGCCCUGUUGUUGUGUUUAUGCUAGUCAAAGUCAUAAGAAAUGAGGUAAUACUCUUUAAAUAGUUUGAAAAGCAUCAUUUGCUAGUGUUUUAAUAAUAAAUAUCUAAAAAUUGAUCUAUUUAAUGCUAUGUAUGAAUUAAUAAAUUCACGAUAUGAUGAUGUAGUCGAAUAUAUAAUGAAUCUGUUAUAUUUUUUAAUAAAAUAAUAACAAAUAUCAGAUACAUUAUAUAUCGAUUUAAUAAAAGUAUUUGAGACUUUAUUAAAUGAAAAGGAAGAGUUUAUUCAUUUAUUGUUAUGUUUGAAUUGCUUAAGCGAAUUAAUUUUUAAUUAAUUAGAUUCAUUAAAUGACUAAUGCUUGAUGAGAAUGGCAAGCAUUUGCGUAUAUCUUACAAAAUAUUUGUCAAAAUAAUAUUAAAAUGAAAUUAAACACAAAAUCAUAUGUAUGUUAUGGUAAUUGUAAUUAAAAUCUAUCUAACAUAAAUUAAAUAAUCCUGGUUUGUGGAAUAUGUCUUUGAAAUUAAUUAAAGAUAGGAUGGAAAAUUAAGAUGAUUUAAAAUUUGCAGCUUUACAUAUAGCUUCAUAAUUAUGUUUGAAUUCACAAAAUGAAUAGUUCACUGAAAUUUAUGAAUUAUUUGAAGAGUUAAUGAAUAAUUGUAUAAAUCAAUACUUAAGAAUAGAAUUUUAAUAAAUUAGCCUUUUUAAUAAUACUCCAAGAUUUAGUAAUAAUAAUUUAAUAGAAACUCCUAAAUUUUAAAUGUAAUCAAUAAAAUUUGACAAGCAAACAGUUAAUGAAUAAUACAAAUAAUCAUUAGAGAUUUUAAAAUUAUGUAUUUCACUUUGGGCUGAAAUAGUUAUUUAAAAAAAAAAAUAUGAAAAGUUUUAUUAUCACAUUUAAUCUUUCAAUUAAGCGCAACUAGUUUAUAUAAAACAUGAAAUAGUUAUAGUACUAUCUAAGAUUCUAGAAAAUUCAAGUAAGUAAAUAGAAGUAUCAUUGGAUAUUCUUAAUUCCUUAUUGGAUAAUGAAUAAAUUGAUACUCAAUAUUUUAUUGAUAAUGACACUUUUUAAUAUAUUUGCUAAAUAUUGAGUCAAGGAUUUAAAACCUAACAAUAAAAGUCAUUUGCCAUUAGUUCUAAGUUAAUGGCUCUAGUUUGUAAUGAAAAUUACUUAUUUGAUGAUUCCAUUUUAAAAUCCUAUGUUUCAUAAUGUUUGCCUGGUUAUGAUGUAACUGAAGAAGAUGCUAUUAAAUGGUUAAACUUUAUUUCUGAAUAAUUUGCUUCAAUAGGAGUUCAAUUAAGAUUUCAUAAAUUAUUAGAAAUGCUAUGCACAUCAUAUGAUAUUAUUAUUAGAUAAAAGUUAACAUCAAAAAUGAUUGAACCAACUGUAAAAUUUAUUCGAGCUUUGAUCCUCUAAUUGAAUGUACAAAUUAUAAUUAUUAUUAGAAAUGCUAAAGAUUUUUAAAUGAUAAUUCAGAAAGAUUAUAGAUCAUUUUUAUCAAUAAAAUAAAGCAUUUGAUUUCAUAAAUAAUUUCAUAUUUAGAUUAAGAUGUUCUCAGAUAAAUUGUAGAACCUAUUUUAAUGUAAAGUAAGAAAAUUUAUGAUUGGGUAUAAUAUUUCUUAUCACUUCAAUAUAAUUAAGAAUAGGAAUUAAUCAUAAUUGAAUUAAUUACAAUGUUUUACAUCAAUUAAAUAGUUACAAAGGAAAAUAUUUCUUAAUAGACUACAAUAAUUAAUAUAAUAAGUUUAUUUUAAACCAAUAAUAAUCUGAAUAAUAAAAUUCUAGAAACCGUAAAGCCUACUUUAUUAUCCUCUAUAUAUUCUAAUUUAGCAUAAUUUAUAGAGGAAACUGAAAGGAAAAAUGAAGAAGUUCAUAAUAUGGGUUUAAUGCUUGAUUUUUUAUAUUUUCAAGAAUAGAUUCUGCACCCUGUAAUUUUGCAAUUUAUAAAAUGUGAAUAUUUUGAUUUGAGAUUAAAGAUUGUGCAAUUACUCAAAAAGUUUAAACCUUAAUGA